GGGACUCGGGUGCACCACGGCUUCCGGUGUCAUGGCUGUUUGAAGUCUCGGGAGUCGGUGAGGCGGCUGCAGGUCUCUCCCUGCGGAGCCGCUGCCUGGCUGGCGGGGAUGUGACCGCGGGCCUGGCCGGCCUGCCGCAGGCGUCGCGUCAGCUCCCGAGUCCGUGCCCUUAGCCCACACCGAUGGCGGGAUCCGGCUGCGCCUGGGGCGCGGAGCCGCCGCGUUUUCUGGAGGCCUUCGGACGGCUGUGGCAGGUACAGAGCCGUCUGGGUAGCGGCUCCUCCGCCUCGGUGUAUCGGGUUCGCUGCUGCGGCAACCCUGGCUCGCCCCCCGGCGCCCUCAAGCAGUUCUUGCCGCCAGGAACCACCGGGGCUGCGGCCUCGGCCGCCGAGUAUGGUUUCCGCAAAGAGAGGGCGGCGCUGGAACAGUUGCAGGGUCACAGGAACAUCGUGACUUUGUAUGGAGUGUUUACAAUCCACUUUUCUCCAAAUGUGCCAUCACGCUGUCUGUUGCUUGAACUCCUGGAUGUCAGUGUUUCGGAAUUGCUCUUAUAUUCCAGUCACCAGGGUUGUUCCAUGUGGAUGAUACAGCAUUGUGCCCGAGAUGUUUUGGAGGCCCUUGCUUUUCUUCAUCAUGAGGGCUAUGUCCAUGCAGACCUCAAGCCACGUAACAUAUUGUGGAGUGCAGAGAAUGAAUGUUUUAAACUCAUUGACUUUGGGCUUAGCUUCAAAGAAGGCAAUCAGGAUGUAAAGUAUAUUCAGACAGACGGGUAUCGGGCUCCAGAAGCAGAACUGCAAAAUUGCUUGGCCCAGGCUGGCCUGCAGAGUGAUACAGAGUGUACCUCAGCUGUUGAUCUGUGGAGCCUAGGAAUCAUUUUACUGGAAAUGUUCUCAGGAAUGAAACUGAAACAUACAGUCAGAUCUCAGGAAUGGAAGGCAAACAGUUCUGCUAUUAUUGAUCACAUAUUUGCCAGUAAAGCAGUGGUGAAUGCCGCGAUUCCAGCCUAUCACCUAAGAGACCUUAUCAAAAGCAUGCUUCAUGAUGAUCCAAGCAGAAGAAUUCCUGCUGAAAUGGCAUUGUGCAGCCCAUUCUUUAGCAUUCCUUUUGCCCCUCAUAUUGAAGAUCUGGUCAUGCUUCCCACUCCAGUGCUAAGACUGCUGAAUGUGCUGGAUGAUGAUUAUCUUGAGAAUGAAGAGGAAUAUGAAGAUGUUGUAGAAGAUGUAAAAGAGGAGUGUCAAAAAUAUGGACCAGUGGUAUCUCUACUUGUUCCAAAGGAAAAUCCUGGCAGAGGACAAGUCUUUGUCGAGUAUGCAAAUGCUGGUGAUUCCAAAGCUGCGCAGAAAUUACUGACUGGAAGGAUGUUUGAUGGAAAGUUUGUUGUGGCUACAUUCUACCCACUGAGUGCCUACAGGAGGGGAUAUCUGUAUCAAACCUUGCUUUAAUCAGUAACCUAAGGACUGUUUCCUUUUUCUCCUCUUCCAUUUCUUGAGUCAUUAUAUUCCACAUCUGAAUGCAGGAGUACCCCCUUACCAUUUUAAGAGGUACUUUGUACAUUUAUUUAAUCCUACUAAUGUGCAGCCAUUGCCCAAGCAGUGACUGCAUUGCAUACAUUUGGCACUGAGUAGGACAAGACCUCUCAGCUAUACAUUGAGGGGUUUUAGAGCAUCCAUGUGGGCAACCCUUUUUUGUGUAGGAGAGCAGGUGUUGCUCUUCAGUAUGUAACCUAAAAAAAUCUUAAUUAUUUCAUGGGUCAUGAAGCAAGGAUGAAUAAUAUCAUGUCUUGGUAAAUACUAACAAAUUUGUUAGGUUUGGUGACAUCAUUUACAGAUUAUUUCUUUAUGUUGUCCAGUGGUUCUUCCUUAUUGUUGAUACCCAUAAGCUGGCACUGGAUGCUCUCAGUAAUGUUAAGCAAUUGUCAAGCAGCAGUUACCUACUGUGUUCUUAACACUGAGUUGUGAAUUUUUUCUUAAAGGAGUACUGUAGUACUGAAUAUUCCUUUAAAGGAACUGCAGUGAGCCUAUCUAAGUUUUUUUAAAUUAAGGCUUUUAAAAUAGAAAGCUGAUGCUUGAUCUUGCACAAUUUUUAUGUCUAGUAUGUAUGCUUGAGUGUGCGGGUAUGAAUGAUUAGAGAAAAUUUGAGUCAGUGUACUUUAUAGUGUGAAUCCUGUGAGCUAAUACAGUCUAUACUCAUUUCUUCCCUACCUGUUUCACAUCCGUAAGAUUUAGGAUAUACAUUUUUUGAGAGGUAGUCUGUCUGAUACAGUGUAAAUGACAAAACAGAUAAUUCCUGAGAGACUUAGAACAAACGAGUCUAGCCUGGAGUUAAAUUGAGACUUCUAAAAUGAUUGGAACAAAGACUAAGUUUUGCCAGAUGUAAAUCAACCCCUCUUUUAGUCUACUUUAGACUCAGUAUUAGCUCAUCUUUUUUGUAGUAAAUCUAUAGUUUUAAGGUGUCUCAAGAUGUGGCUCUAUCUACUAUGAUGGAAAAUUGAAGUGGGUCAAAAGAAUUAGAUGUACAGUGAAGGGAAAAGAAAAAAAUGGGCGAAGAGAGGAUGGAAAAUAAAGGAUUCUUUUUUUUUUCUGUUUCUCAUAUCACUGCUCCCUUUUUUCUCCACUUCCCUAAUUCUCUGCCUCUAUCCUUAGCUGAAGACAGACUAGAGGAACAGCAUCCCAGGUAGUUUGGCUUUUGACUGCAAGUUAGUUAAGAAAGGUGUAGAUAUAAUGAAGUAGAAGUAGAAAGGAAGAAAAACUCAAAGAAUUCUUAAAAGGAUUCAUAGCAACCUAAUGUGUCCCUGAGUAGAGGAUGCUGCUGUAUGUGUGUUCAUGGACACAAGUUGAUUACAUAGUUUUUAGAAUUAUAAUUAUGGAUUCUUCUUAUUUCAUGGUAGGUUGUCUUUAAAGAUAUAAAAGUUAGGACGCCUUUAUGAAGCACUGAUUAUACCAAAAAAGAAAAAAAGACGAGUUAUAUACAGGUUAUUAAUUUUUUUAUUUAUUUAUUUUUUCCUAAGGAAAAAGUCUUCUAUCUUUCCCUGCUGGAAGCCUCCUCAUAUUUCCUUAUGUUUGCCAUGCAGGUUGCUGAGAGUUCAAUUAGAAUUUGCAUUUUACAGAAUGAAAUAUAUUACCCCAUGACAUUUUAGUUAUUUACAAUUGUCAAAUUCAGGACUCUCCUUUAAUGUUUAUUAUGAAACCAAAUUUGGCUUAAGGAGGCUGAUUUAUGAAUUACCAAAGAGUCUUUUACCAUGUUCCCCAAUACAUGCGCUUAGAAGGAAGAACUAUUUUUUUUUAUUUUGGCCCUUUCAGGGGUUGAUUAUAAAUUGGUUUGUUUUCAAGUCAGAAUUCAAGUGGGCAGAACCUGUAUUGUGAAGACCUAAACUUUCCUAAAUGUUCAUAUGGGUAGCAGAUUUUGUGGUGAUUAGAAACAUCAGGUCCUUAAAUACGAUGAACAUGGGAUACAAAGAAAUUCUUUAUAAGGGCAAGUAUCCUAAGUUAGCACAUUGACUUUUCACUCCCCUCCUCCCCCAAAA
This is a messenger RNA of Mandrillus leucophaeus (drill), 3523 nucleotides long. It is a transcript of the gene UHMK1, whose product is annotated as U2AF homology motif (UHM) kinase 1. Gene Ontology annotation, biological process: positive regulation of translational initiation; peptidyl-serine phosphorylation; regulation of protein export from nucleus. Gene Ontology annotation, cellular component: neuronal ribonucleoprotein granule; nucleus. The transcript is spliced from 8 exons. The coding region runs from base 183 to 1442 and encodes 419 amino acids. The record is from RefSeq and is a predicted model, not a curated record. Lineage: Eukaryota; Metazoa; Chordata; Mammalia; Primates; Cercopithecidae. Gene Ontology annotation, molecular function: ATP binding; RNA binding; ribonucleoprotein complex binding.